Messenger RNA from Myotis lucifugus (little brown bat), 3099 nucleotides. RefSeq names its product histone-lysine N-methyltransferase NSD2. Gene Ontology annotation, molecular function: protein binding; histone H3K36 methyltransferase activity. Lineage: Eukaryota; Metazoa; Chordata; Mammalia; Chiroptera; Vespertilionidae. Gene Ontology annotation, biological process: regulation of DNA-templated transcription. The record is from RefSeq and is a predicted model, not a curated record. Gene Ontology annotation, cellular component: chromatin; nucleus.
GUCAGAAGGAAGAGCGGCGCGCCAGUAUCACGUGCAGUUCUUUCGGCGGACGCCCCCGAGGAGGGCAUGGAUUUUCGAGAAGAGCCUGGCGGCUUUCGAAGGAGAAGGGCAGUUUGAGGAGCUGUAGGAGAGUGCCAGGCAGGCGCCCACGAAGGCGGAGAAAGUCAAGCUGCUGAAACCCAUUUCAGGGAAACUGAGGGCCCAGUGGGAGAUGGGCCUCCUGCAAGCGGCCGCCGCAGCCGCCAUGCCGGCCGAGGAGCGGAGAGCCAAGUUCACCUUCCUGUACGUGGACGGCCAGCUGCACCUGAACCCGCACGCGGCCCGGGAGGCCGGCCUGGCUGUGGAGGUGCCCGGGGCCGCGCUGGCGCCCGAGGGAGGAGCCGCUGGGGACCCCGGGUCCUGGAGAGCAGAGGGCGGCCCUGUCAAGAGACGGCGGAGAGCCAGGCUGCGUCGCGCUCCCGAGAGCCAGGACGGUGGCCCUGGGACGGGGACGACGGCUCCUCCGAAGGUGGCUGAGCCCGGCUCCCCGAGAGGCCCGGGGUCUCCGCCCAGGAGGAGGAAGGCCGCGGCCUCCACGCUGCGCAGCAGGAAGGGCGACGCCGCGUCCCAGUUCCUGGUUUUCUGCCAGAGGCACCGGGACGAGGUGAUGGCUGAGCACCCCGACGCCUCCCGGGAGGAGAUCGAAGAGCUGCUGGGGUCACAGUGGAACAUGCUGAGCGAGAAGCAGAAAGCCCGCUACAACACCAAGUUUGCCGUCCGGGCAGCGUCCCCCUCCGAGGAAGACUCUGGUAACCUGUAUGGGAGAAAAAGGACCCACCCGAAGAGGACUCAGGACCCCACAGGAGACGCCGAGUGUGAAGAGGCGCCCAGGAAAAGACUCAGGACGGACAAGCAGGGGCUUCGGAAGAGAGAGACCAUUGCAGACAGAACAUCCCGCACAGGAUCCUGCAAGGCCGCAGAGGCCCUGUCCUCCCUGAAGAGCCAGGCAGCAACAAAACACCUGUCUGAUGCGUGCAAACCGCUGAAGAAGCGGAACCGGACAUCGGCAGCCGCGCCCUCUGCACUCGCCUAUAACAAGAGCUCAUCUCCCUCUGCCUCCUUAACUGAGAACGAGGUCUCGGACGGCGUGGGCGACGAGCCCUCGGAGUCCCCGGACGAAAGUGCCGACGAGACUCAGACCGAAGUGUCCGUCUCCUCAAAAAAGUCGGAGCGAGGCCUGACCGCCAGGAAGGAGCACGUGUGCCAGCUGUGCGAGAAGCCCGGCCGCCUCCUGCUCUGCGAGGGCGCCUGCUGCGGGGCCUUCCACCUCUCCUGCCUCGGGCUGCCCCGGCCGCCGGAAGGGGGCUUCGUCUGCAGCGAGUGUGUCUCAGGGAUCCACUCGUGCUUCGUGUGCAAGGAGAGCACAGCGGACGCCAAGCGCUGCUCCGUGCCGCAGUGCGGGAAGUUCUACCACGAGGCCUGCGUGCGGAGGUUCCCCCUGACGGUGUUCGAGGGCCGCGGCUUCCGGUGCCCCCUGCACGGCUGCGUGAGCUGCCACGCCUCCCACCCCUCCAGCUCGCGCGCCACGAAAGGGAAAAUGAUGCGGUGCCUGCGCUGCCCGGUCGCCUACCACGGCGGGGACGCCUGCCUGGCGGCCGGCUGCCUGGUGGUCUCGUCCCACAGCAUCGUCUGCACGGCCCACUUCACCGCGCGGAAGGGCAAGCGGCACCACGCCCACGUCAACGUGAGCUGGUGCUUUGUGUGCUCCAAAGGAGGGAGCCUGCUGUGCUGCGAGUCCUGCCCGGCGGCCUUCCACCCCGACUGCCUCAGCAUCGACAUGCCGGACGGCAGCUGGUUCUGCAACGACUGCCGGGCGGGGAAGAGGCUGCACCACCAGGACAUCGUGUGGGUCAAACUCGGGAACUACAGAUGGUGGCCGGCAGAAGUUUGCCAUCCCAAAAAUGUCCCCCCAAAUAUUCAGAAAAUGAAGCACGAGAUUGGAGAAUUCCCUGUGUUUUUCUUUGGGUCUAAAGAUUAUUACUGGACGCAUCAGGCUCGAGUGUUCCCGUACAUGGAGGGGGACCGGGGCAGCCGCUACCAGGGGGUCAGCGGGAUUGGCAGAGUCUUCAAAAACGCACUGCAAGAAGCGGAAGCUCGUUUCCGUGAAAUCAAACUGCAGCGGGAAGCCAGAGAGACGCAGGAGAGCGAGCGGAAGCCCCCGCCCUACAAGCACAUCAAGGUGAGUGCACCCCCGGGCGGCCUCCAGCCUGUGCUCCGCCCGCAGGGGGAGUUCGUGAACGAGUACGUGGGCGAGCUGAUCGACGACGAGGAGUGCAGGGCCCGCAUCAAGCACGCACAGGAGAACGACAUCACACACUUCUACAUGCUCACCAUCGACAAGGACCGCAUCAUCGACGCCGGCCCCAAAGGCAACUACUCCAGGUUUAUGAACCACAGCUGCCAGCCCAACUGCGAGACCCUCAAGUGGACGGUGAACGGGGACACGCGUGUGGGCCUGUUUGCCAUGUGUGACAUCCCUGCAGGGACAGAGCUGACGUUUAACUACAACCUCGACUGUCUGGGCAACGAGAAGACCGUGUGCCGGUGUGGCGCCCCCAACUGCAGCGGGUUCCUCGGGGACAGACCGAAGACCUCCACCGUGCUGUCUUCAGAGGAAAAGGGCAAAAAGACCAAGAAGAAAAGCCGGAGGCGCCGGACCAAAGGCGAAGGGAAGAAGGAGUCGGAGGACGAGUGCUUCCGCUGCGGCGACGGCGGGCAGCUGGUGCUGUGCGACCGCAAGUCCUGCACCAAGGCCUACCACCUGUCCUGCCUGGGCCUGGGCAAGCGGCCCUUCGGGAAGUGGGUGUGCCCUUGGCAUCACUGUGACGUGUGUGGCAAACCUUCGGCCUCCUUUUGCCACUUGUGCCCCAAUUCCUUCUGCAAGGAGCACCAAGACGGGACCACCUGGCGCUCCACCGCAGACGGGCGCUCCUACUGCUGCGAGCACGACUCAGGGGCCGAGGCCCAGAGCCCCUUCCCCGCGCCCAGGAGGCCCCAGGGCAGGAGGCGGCGCAGGUGCUGGCGGAGGGUCACGGAGGGCAAAUAGCACCUGGUGUGGCC